Mollisia scopiformis is the source of this 1350-nucleotide messenger RNA. Its product is annotated as synaptobrevin-domain-containing protein. Gene Ontology annotation, biological process: vesicle-mediated transport. The record is from RefSeq and is a predicted model, not a curated record. Bases 146 to 883 code for a protein of 245 amino acids. The transcript has a single exon. NCBI's taxonomy places the organism in Eukaryota, Fungi, Ascomycota, Leotiomycetes, Helotiales, Mollisiaceae. Gene Ontology annotation, cellular component: membrane.
CCAAUGUACAACAACAAUCUGAAUAAUCCGACUUCACCUGACACAACGUGCUACUUGCUUUCGCUCAGUCUCUCUCAGAGCACAAUCUCUUUCAUUACAACUUGACGACUUCCAUUGCAUGAGAACAACCUAAAAUACCUGAACCAUGGCCUCGUCAUCGUCACCCCCAACUCCGCUCUAUUAUGCUUGCAUCGCACACAACACCACAAUCUUAACGGAACAUACGACUUCAGCCUCGUCUCAGACCUCAUCUCUCGCCUCACUUGUCCUACCAAAGAUAACACAUACCUCAGCGCAAAAGCUCACCUAUACACACGACCAAAAGUUCAUUCACUACAUCGCCGAUGCUCCUUCCGAAUAUCCUCCCUCAUCCUCCUCCGCUGGCGGACUCACCUAUCUUGUAAUCGCAGACGCAUCUCUGGGCCGCCGAAUACCCUUUGGCUUCCUCGUCGAGAUCAAGAAGCGCUUCCUAGCACAGUAUCCACCCGAAAGUACCGACUUCACAAGUCUUCCGAACUAUGGAGCUGGUAGUUUCAACACCGAGUUGAAGAAGUUGAUGAUAGACUAUGGAACUACAAAAGCUGGCAAGGAAGAUGCAAUCAGCAAUGUGCAAGGAGAGAUUGACAAUGUAAGGGGUAUUAUGAGCCAAAACAUUGAGAGUCUAUUGGAGCGAGGCGAGAGAAUUGAUCUGUUAGUCGACAAAACAGACAGACUUGGAGGAAAUGCACAUGAAUUCCGCAUUAGAAGCCGAGGUCUAAGAAGGAAAAUGUGGUGGAAGAACGUGAAGCUUAUGGCCUUGCUCAUUGUGGUCGUCAUCUUCCUGAUCUACCUCUUCGUUGGAUUUGGUUGCGGCUUGCCUGGAUGGUCGAAGUGCGUUGGUUAAAAUGCUGGAGAGACGACGGGCAUUGUAUGAUUUAUGACAGUCGGCGGUUCUCGAAUUAUCACCUAUACCAUUAGGGUUUGCAAGAAACAGUUCUGGGUGGGGACAUUGUACAAAUGGCUAUAGCCUGAAUUUCAUUUCCGUUCAUCAGCGCUGGUAUCUCAUGUUACUCGUAGUCUUUGAAUGCAGCAUGCACAUUAUCUGCAUGUCAGUCUCAAAUGCCAAAUCCAGACUCCAUCCCAUGCAAUUGUUCAUAUACAUCAUCCGUGACUUGUGCAGUCACCAUCCGCUUGCUAGUCAUCACAAUCUCGCAGAGCCGUCAACGCCCUUCCGCACUCCAUCAUUAUACACAUAGCCCUCUGCCACCGGUGUUGACCAACUUCCAUUCCCGGAAUUCACACCCGGCGGAGCUUUCUUGAACCUAUCUGUGAAGAACACUGGAUGUCGCAUGGCAGAUUGGAAUUGCUGCU